Molecule: messenger RNA, 3237 nt
Organism: Drosophila sulfurigaster albostrigata
Lineage: Eukaryota; Metazoa; Arthropoda; Insecta; Diptera; Drosophilidae
Exons: 1
Coding region: 1081-3123 (680 amino acids)
Molecular function (GO): protein binding; endonuclease activity
Source: RefSeq, a predicted model, not a curated record
CAUUUGUAUACCAUAUAGAGUGUGUAAUCUGCGGCUUUUUAUUUUACGAAUGCGAAUGAACCUCACUGCACCUGGAACAUAUUUAAUUUAUUACCCGCUUGUUUACACUUUGUUCGCUUACAGCUGAGAUUUGUAUGCGUCAUUUUUAAAUAAACUGCCAAAGUCACAACAACGCACAAAAAUAAAAAAUAAUUUAAUCAUGUGUUUGCUAGUUAGUUAGUAAACAUCAACAACCGAAUAGAAAUAAAAACAAAACCGCAAACAAGGCCGUCGUGCUAUCGAUUUUCAGAGGGGUUCAAGUCCCACAUAAGCUGAGAAAAGACCUUGAGCCUCAUUUUUUUGCGAUGACGCCUUCUUUGUUAGCAACUAGUUUUGAUUUCAUAAACACUGUAAACAAAAACAAAUAGAUAAACAAAUCGCCCGAGCGCACGACACGUGUUGCGCUCAGCAUACGAUUUGUUGCUCUUUCGAUUUUAGUUUUGGGGGAUACCGCGAAACGUGCUUGGCAUAAAAUGUAGCGCAAAUUAUCGCAAGCUCAAAAGUUUUCCAUGGCCCACAAAAAUGUGUUUGUAUAAUUUCAAGUACGUACGAAAGCUCAAAGCUGCCGUUUGCUAAUUUUCAAAGUACGCGCACUCGCUUGCGUUGUGCAGCACUGCAAAUUCCAACUGGCGGUUGCAGAGCAACACAUCUUUACUUCUGAAACUAACAAAUAUUAAACGCACGAAAUAGACAAAACGGAUGAGAUAAGACUAAAUUAGCAAUUAAACUCUAAAAAUUUGUUGGCCGUUUGAUUUUGCCGCAGAAAUGAAAUGCUUAUUAAUUAAUUUAAGCGAACAAUGGAAAUUUCAAAAUAAUGCGCGCACGCUUGCUCAUUUGUUAUACAACACUGACCAGUCACACAGAGACCACAACGAUAUGGCAACGCCCGUCAUUCCAAAAUACUUGAAAAAAUACCAUAGGCACAGUCAAAACAUAAACAACAACAAAGCGCCCUGCACAUUGUGACAUUGAAAAUGGCGGAAAUUGGAACACAAAUUGAUUGCCAUAAAGUUAAAGUGUGAAAAAUCAAUCAAUCCCCAAAUGGAGCAGCGUGCUAAUUUCCUCGCAUUAACGCUGCUUGACGCGCUCGAGGAUGAAAACGAAUCCGAUAUAUUCUCAAUGCUCGAACGCAACACAAUCGACUGCAGCAUUGUUCCCUGUGAUCGAGGAUUAGCUCCGUUGCAUUAUGUGUGUGGCAUGAAGAAUGUGACACUUGCACGACGCACCCUCGAACGCUUUCUUGCCAGUGAUCAGCAGUUGGAUGUAAAUGUGCGCUGUGAUGGAAACAUGACAGCUUUGCAUAUUGCAGCGAUGUAUGGCAGAGUUGAGUUGGUGCCACUGUUACUGCAACAUGGGGCACGAUUGGAUCUGCUGGAUGAUGAGAACAAGUUGGCUAUGCACUAUGCCAUCGAGGAGUGUCAUUUCGAAGUGCUGCAGCAGCUCAGCGAGCACAUUCUGCAGGAGAAAAAGAAGCAGCAGCUAAAGACGCCCAAAUCGAAUUUGAAGUAUAAUCAUGAUGUGACUUCGCCUUACUACAUUAAUAUCACACACAGACGCAACAAACCGCAACCCAGCUACCCAGACAGAGAGGAGCGGGAGCAUGAGGAGCGGGUGAAUCUCUUUACUUUGACGCGGGAUCAUUUGGAGGAGCUGUCGAACAAACUGGAGGAUCAGGAAGCAACUGGAGGCAGACGCACAUUGAUCGAGAGCUGGCGGGAUAAGGUGGAACGUUCGCGUGCUCGGAAAUCACUGCUGCAGGUGGAGCAUGUGGAGACGUUGGUGGAUCAAGCGCUAAGCCAAGAUGACUUCGAUUACGAGCAGCAGUUGCACCAAGCACUAAGAGAUGAGCAAGAGCAGGAGCAGCAGCAGGAGACGGUUGCAGAGCCAGCUAGCGAGGCAGGCAGAGCUGCCUUUGGCCAGUUGGUGGAGCAAGUGGCGCAGGCUGCAGUGCUCGAGCAGAGUUAUCACACGGCCCAGGGCGAAGAAGUGCCUCCCUUGGUCAAGAAGGAUGAGGAGUACUAUCUGCAGAUGACGGAGGCGUAUGUGCACACAGAUGACGAGAACGGACUCGUCUUCUACGAGACCAAGUUGUUGCAGCAGCCCGCUAAAAAGACGCAAGCGAAGCCUCGCCCUCCUCCGACUCCACAACUUGAUAGCAGCGUGAGCACAAAUUUAACGGUGCCCCUAGACUACGAAACGGAUGCGUUGCGUGCCGAAUUGACACAGCUGGGCGCCACAGUUGGACCCAUCACACACACCACAAAGCGUCUGUACAUCAAGCAGCUGAUCAAAUACAGAAGGAAUACGGAUGCGUUGCUUGCAGCGCAGCAGCAUGCGAAGGCAGCACAGAUGAAAUAUUCGGUGGAAUUGCACCAUACGUUGCGUUCGCAGUUGGAUUACGAACACAUUGAGAGCUAUAUGCAGCAUGAAGUGGACUCCGCGGCACACUUUGCCACAGCAGCAGCGGGCACGGGCCGUGGUCAACUCAGAGAAGGUCACCUGAAGCAGAGUUUCAUCUAUAUGCUAAUUGAUCCACGCAUCUCGCGAAAUUUGCCAGGCGAACGCAACUAUCUGGAGCCACUGUUGAUUUGGUCGCGCUUCUUGGACUCUAUAUUUUAUGUGGGUAAAGGCAAGUGUUCGCGUCCCUAUGCGCAUCUCUAUGAUGCAAUGCGACAGCAUACACGAGCGCACCAGCAAUCAGUAGGAGCCGGGAAACGUGGCAAGUCAACGCGCUCUCAGUUAAUUCCGGAGCUGUUUAAAUCGCCGCCGCCGCCAGGAACAACAGCCGCGAGUAGCAGAAAGCUGCAGCGCAUCCUGGACAUCUGGCAGAGUGGCAGUGGCGUUGUCUGUCUGCAUGUCUUCCACAACAUUCUGCCUACGGAUGCUUAUACGAGAGAGGCGUCAAUUAUCGAUGCACUUGGCAUGCAGCAUUUGACGAAUCUGAAGCGUGGCGAUUACUACGGGCCGGCGCAGAUCUGGGCCAUGAAACGAAAGAAGCAUCUGGGCAUUGCACUGCUCCACAAGGCGAUGCAGAUUUAUUUGGCUGAAGGGGAAUCCCAAUUGUCGCCCAGUGAUUUGAUUUAGUUCAGCAAUAAGUACAAAGUACAAAGUGUAGUGCAAGCCAAAAUAUUUCUUAGCCGGAUCUCAAAAUGUAGAAUAAUUAAGCAAAUUUAAUAAAUAAAUGCGAAUAUUAAAAUA